Messenger RNA from Dendroctonus ponderosae (mountain pine beetle), 1383 nucleotides. Its product is annotated as polyprenol reductase. Gene Ontology annotation, biological process: polyprenol catabolic process; dolichol-linked oligosaccharide biosynthetic process. The record is from RefSeq and is a predicted model, not a curated record. Gene Ontology annotation, cellular component: endoplasmic reticulum. The transcript is spliced from 5 exons. NCBI's taxonomy places the organism in Eukaryota, Metazoa, Arthropoda, Insecta, Coleoptera, Curculionidae. Bases 220 to 1125 code for a protein of 301 amino acids. Gene Ontology annotation, molecular function: 3-oxo-5-alpha-steroid 4-dehydrogenase activity.
CGCUUUUAGCGAUUACACUCAUUAGAUAAUUGGACCUAUUGCCUUUUAUCAUUUAAAUAAACCUUGUUUGGCAGCAAGUGGCAACUAACCCCAAUCACCUGCCACCAAAAUGUUUACUGUAAACAAUGUUAACUGUUUCAUUAAAACCCGUUAUUCGCAUCUGUGCACUGUCCAGCUUCACUGCCCCAUUCCAUUCAUCAAACUUCACCACGAGCCAAAAUGAACCUAUUGCAAAUAGUGUUUUGCGUUCUAACAGCCACUCUGAUCGUAUACUCGAGCUUGAUCAACCUGCUGGAGCCACGAUUGCCACAGUUUCUUUCCAGAGUCUUCAGGUAUGGCAAAUUCGCAGUGCCAGGCAAGUCGGUCUUUGCAGUAGAAGUACCUAAGGCGUGGUUCAAGCAUUUCUAUAUUCUGGCUGUGGUUGAGUACAUCUGCUUUAUGGGAUUGUUGUCGCUUGUUUAUUUCGCGGGCAUGGCGGUUCCACCCCAGAUCAACUCAAUAUUAAACACGCUGUGUGGCCCAGAUAGAAUUGCUCGUUGCGGCAAGCACAAUGUGUACUUGGCAGCUUGUUUACUCACGACACAAGUGUUUCGUCGAUUUUACGAUACGCAGAAAGUAUCAGUUUUUGGCGAACAAAGCAAAAUGAAUUUAUCUCAUUAUGUUGUUGGUCAUUUGCACUAUCUGGGAACCAUUUUGGCUGUGCUUUGCGAAGCUCCUGAGUUUGCCUACACUUCAGAAAGUCAUAAGCAAUUGAACUUAAUAACAACAUCUAUAUCCGACAAAAUAUCAGUUCUAAUAUUUCUGUGCGCUUGGAAGCACCAGCAUAUAUGCACUAAGAUAUUGGGCAAUCUAAGAAAAAAUGAGGAUGGUGAUGUAGUGUCCAACGGCUAUAAAAUACCACAAGGUGAUUGGUUUAAAUAUCUAUCGUGUCCGCAUCAGACUGCAGAGAUUAUAAUGUACUCCUGCGUAACGUGGAUAUUGUGGUACAACGUCUCAUGGUUUUUCAUUUUCACUUGGGUGUUGGUAAAUCAGGUGGAAACUAUCUUGUUGUCUCAUUGGUGGUACAAAGAAAAAUUCGAUGAUUUUCCUAAACAAAGAAAGGCUCUCAUACCAUUUCUGUACUAAAUCAAGGGCUAUUCUAUACUGACCUCGUUUCCAAUUCUGUUAAUUUAAGUAUGUCCAUUACAAGCCGUUUACUGGAGAACUUAUUUUGUUCUGUUCCGGAUUAAUUCGUAAUCGUUAUUAAUCGACAGGUGGCUUAACAGAUUAAAGCUAAUUCAAAGCGUUGCCUUCGGACGAUUUUCAUAUUGCAAAUUUCCCUUUUUUAUUAAAUAUGUGGAGCUCAUAUAUAAUAAAUUAACAUAAAUAAAAAUAUUAAAUUAU